Triticum turgidum subsp. durum (durum wheat) is the source of this 750-nucleotide messenger RNA. The record is from the annotation of a GenBank genome assembly. Lineage: Eukaryota; Viridiplantae; Streptophyta; Magnoliopsida; Poales; Poaceae.
AUGUCGGCCAAACAAUCCCAGCCGUCACAAUCCAUCUCUGUGCAGCAGCUGACUUAUCCUAUCCUCACUCCCGUAGCUUUCCUCUUCCUCCCACCCCGAUCCCUUCCUCUUUCCCCAACGCUGCUCUCCUGUUCUGCUCUACUCAAGCUCCAAUCCUCUCCUACAGUCCACCACCACCGUGCUCUAUAUCCCCCAUCGUGCCGUAGCUUCCCUUCACCGCCGCGCCUCACCCACCCAACUCCUCCACCUCUCACGCUCAUCUCGACUCCAUCGCCGUUCCCCUUCUACUCCCGUCGCGUCCCUGCCGUCUCCACCCCGUCCGCGGUCUCGGGCAUCGUUUCUUUCGUGGAGUUGGCUAACGGGAGGAGGGAGAUGAGCCGUGGGAAGUCUCCGGAGCCGCUUGAUUUCUUCAUAUGGACUGUCGAGGAUGUCGGCUUGUGGCUUGAAGAGAUAAAUCUUGGUGGCUACAGACAAGUUUUUGAAGAAAAUAGUGUCAAUGGAGAGUAUCUAGAGAGCUUGUCGAUGUUUACUACCGAGCAGAUUCUGCGGUUUAUCAGGCGGUGCCAUAUGAAAUGGGGAGACUUUAUCACAUUGUGCAAAGAGUUGAGGCGCAUUAAAGUUGCCUGCCUGAAAGGGGAGCAAGAAGUCCGGAGGCCAUGGUGGGCACCAUCGUGCCUAUCCGUGGUGUUUGUGAGGGCGGCAAAGCGGAACCGACAGUCCCGAGUUGUCUCCCUGAAGCUGGAACCUUGA